Molecule: messenger RNA, 5721 nt
Organism: Parus major (Great Tit)
Lineage: Eukaryota; Metazoa; Chordata; Aves; Passeriformes; Paridae
Gene: TLE1
Product: TLE family member 1, transcriptional corepressor
Exons: 20
Coding region: 1343-3685 (780 amino acids)
Biological process (GO): regulation of DNA-templated transcription; negative regulation of canonical Wnt signaling pathway
Cellular component (GO): nucleus; transcription regulator complex
Molecular function (GO): protein binding; transcription corepressor activity
Source: RefSeq, a predicted model, not a curated record
GCGAGCUCGGCGUGUCCAGCUCGGCCACGGCCGCGCUCAGGUCCCGCCGAGCGCUGCCCGCCAGGCCGCCGCCUCGGCUUCCCCUUCCCUCUGCCCUUGGCCGGCGCGGAGGGGACAGGGCAAAGGAAGCUGGUGGUGUUCCCGUCCGCUCGGAUUCGGAUUUUUCAGCUGGGGAGAACUUUAUCCCGGGUCGACGAGAAGCGGCGGGCCACCGCGCAGGAGAGUGAGGAUGAGGAUGAUGCUGGUGCUGCUGAUGUUGCCGCGAUGUAUCGUGCUCGGGGGGCUCUGGUGAGACGCGGACCUCCCUGAUACGCGCCCGCCUGUAGGAGGCUGUAGUGGUGCUGUUGCACGAAGGAGCUUCCCGUCUGAUUUAAACCUCAAACGGACGCUUUCAUUUCUUUUUUUUUUUUUUUUUCUUUUUAUUUUUCUUCUUUUUUUGAAAAAUUUUUUUAAAGUCUUCCCCAACGGGGCUGUGGCUGCUUGGACGCUAAAGCCAGCGAGCAUCUUGAGGGGUUUGCUUUCCUUUUGUCCUAGGGACUUCUCUGCAACUAACGGAAGAGUCUGUGCUGCGUGUGUGGUACCCUUUCCUCUGCCCUCCAGCGUUUCGUGCAUGUGCUAUUGGAGUUGCUCCGAUCGGGAACGGCUGUGCAAGAGCCCCCGCCCGCCUCCUUUCUCCUCCUCCUGCCUUUCUCCCUUGUUCAUCGCUCUGUGUCUUGCCGGUGGUUUGGCCCCUCAGCCGACGCCUGGGAACAACGCGACCCUCCCUGGAGACUUUAUUUCGCCCCCUUGGCUUGCGACGGUCCCGGCGAGGACACUGCGACCCGCUCCCUCAGGCUGGAUUUUCCCCUUUUGACAAGGGGCAGAAGUGGAGAGAGGAGUCGCCUCUGCUUGGGGUUUCCGGCCUUACAAUCGCAUCGACCACUUGCGAGUCCGUGAAGGGGAUUAUUCGCUCCCGCUGAGGGGCGGCUGUUGCCUCCCCCCUGCGCCCCGUCGGGUCCCGUCCCGCCGCGCCCGGGCGUUGCGGGCGCCGCCCGCCGGUCGAAGCGCCGGCGAAGAGCUCGGAGCGCUUGUGACCGUCCCAAGCGCGGCCCGUCCGCCUUUCCCGGCCACCUCAGCCCUCCUUGGAACGACAGCAACAAAGGACGCCGCGGCUGGGGGAUGUCCCCGCGGCGGGGGCACUGAGCCGCGCCUCGCCCCGCUGCUGCCCACGGCGGCGGAGGGAAGGCGGCCGGCGGGUGUCGCCGCUCCUGUCCCCUUGGCGCACCGGGUGUGAAGCCGGGGCAGGGCGGAGAGUUUCGCUGCGAGAACCGCGCUGCAAGGGAGACCCGCCGCGGCCGGAGCCAUGUUCCCCCAGAGCCGGCACCCCACCCCGCACCAGGCUGCGGGCCAGCCUUUCAAAUUCACCAUCCCGGAGUCGCUGGACCGCAUCAAAGAAGAGUUCCAGUUCCUCCAGGCGCAGUACCACAGCCUUAAAUUGGAAUGUGAGAAACUGGCAAGUGAAAAGACGGAAAUGCAGAGGCAUUAUGUGAUGUACUAUGAAAUGUCGUAUGGAUUAAACAUUGAAAUGCACAAACAGACAGAAAUUGCGAAGAGAUUGAAUACAAUUUGUGCACAAGUCAUCCCAUUUUUGUCUCAGGAACAUCAGCAACAAGUGGCCCAAGCUGUAGAACGUGCCAAACAAGUGACCAUGGCUGAAUUGAAUGCCAUCAUCGGGGUACGUGGCCUUCCAGGUCUACCUCCUACACAGCAGCAGUUGCAGGCUCAGCAUCUCUCCCAUGGCCACGGACCUCCAGUGCCUCUAACGCCGCACCCAUCAGGACUUCAGCCUCCAGGAAUCCCUCCACUUGGAAGCAGUGCUGGCCUUCUUGCCCUCUCCAGUGCUUUGGGUGGGCAGUCUCACUUGGCAAUAAAAGAUGACAAGAAGCAUCACGAUGCAGACCACCACAGAGACAGAGAGCCAGGCACAAGUAAUUCUCUGUUGGUCCCCGACAGUCUACGAAGCACAGAUAAACGCAGGAAUGGCCCUGAAUAUGCCAAUGACAUCAAAAAGAGAAAGGUGGAUGAUAAGGAUUCCAGCCACUAUGACAGUGAUGGGGACAAGAGUGACGAUAACUUGGUUGUAGAUGUAUCCAAUGAGGAUCCUUCUUCCCCAAGGGCAAGUCCCACUCAUUCACCACGUGAAAAUGGUAUAGAUAAAACCCGCCUACUGAAGAAGGAUGCCUCCAGCAGCCCAGCAUCUACAGCCUCUUCAGGAAGCUCCACUUCCCUCAAAUCCAAAGAAAUGGGCCUGCAUGAAAAAGCCAGCACGCCUGUUCUGAAAUCCAGCACACCGACUCCUCGAGGUGAUGUGCCAACCCCAGGCACUAGUGCAACUCCAGGACUCCGUCCAGGCCUUGGCAAACCUCCAACAAUGGACCCUCUGGUUAACCAAGCUGCUGCAGGUUUGCGGACACCGUUGGCAGUACCAGGACCGUACCCGGCUCCAUUUGGAAUGGUACCUCAUGCUGGCAUGAACGGAGAGUUAACCAGUCCAGGGGCAGCCUAUGCCAGCCUGCACAAUAUGUCACCCCAGAUGAGUGCUGCUGCUGCUGCAGCUGCCGUGGUUGCCUAUGGAAGAUCUCCUAUGGUUGGGUUUGAUCCUCCUCCUCACAUGAGAGUACCUGGAAUCCCUCCAAAUCUAGCAGGGAUUCCUGGGGGAAAACCAGCCUACUCCUUUCAUGUUACUGCAGAUGGUCAGAUGCAGCCAGUUCCUUUCCCUCCUGAUGCCCUCAUCGGUCCAGGAAUCCCUCGCCAUGCCCGUCAGAUCAACACCCUGAACCACGGGGAAGUUGUGUGUGCAGUUACCAUCAGCAACCCCACGAGACACGUCUACACGGGUGGGAAGGGGUGUGUCAAGGUCUGGGACAUCAGCCAGCCUGGCAACAAGAGCCCUGUCUCUCAGCUGGACUGCCUGAACAGAGAUAACUACAUCCGCUCCUGUAAGCUGCUUCCCGAUGGAUGCACUCUCAUUGUUGGUGGGGAAGCCAGCACGUUAUCCAUUUGGGACCUGGCAGCUCCAACUCCUCGCAUCAAAGCAGAGCUGACAUCUUCAGCACCUGCCUGCUAUGCCCUAGCUAUCAGCCCUGAUUCCAAGGUGUGCUUUUCCUGCUGCAGUGAUGGGAACAUCGCAGUGUGGGAUCUGCACAAUCAGACAUUGGUCAGGCAAUUCCAGGGCCACACAGAUGGAGCCAGCUGUAUUGACAUUUCUAAUGAUGGUACCAAGCUCUGGACAGGAGGUUUGGAUAACACUGUCAGAUCCUGGGACUUGAGAGAAGGGAGACAACUACAACAGCAUGACUUCACAUCACAGAUAUUUUCCCUUGGUUAUUGUCCUACUGGUGAAUGGCUAGCUGUGGGAAUGGAAAGCAGCAAUGUCGAAGUGCUACAUGUAAAUAAACCGGACAAGUAUCAACUGCACCUUCAUGAGAGCUGUGUAUUGUCACUCAAGUUUGCUUACUGUGGUAAAUGGUUUGUGAGUACUGGGAAAGAUAACCUUCUUAAUGCAUGGAGAACUCCUUAUGGAGCCAGUAUCUUCCAGUCCAAAGAAUCUUCAUCAGUGCUUAGCUGUGACAUCUCUGUGGAUGAUAAGUACAUUGUCACUGGCUCUGGAGACAAAAAGGCUACAGUCUAUGAAGUUAUCUACUGAAAAAUAUGAUGGGGAUAUUCUUUUAGUGGUUGAACUGGGCCAAAAUUGUUUGUAGAAGUAGAAAGGUUUUGAAUUUUUUUCAAAGGAACAAAAAUGUUGAGGUUCCAGACCUUGCCAUGAAGCUACUCCGGUUUUUCAAAAUAGAAGGCAACAUCCAGCAACUAAGUAUUGGCUACGUGGACCAGACGGAACACAGAGGCAAGACGGACAGAUGUAGCCUAGGUUUUUGACAUUAUUUUUAAAAAGCCAAGUCUACUGAAGAAUGUUGGAGCCUUUUAUUUUUAUUUUUUUUUCUUUUUGUGACCUCAUGCAAAUUUUUCUCAUUGCCUGAAUAUGGGGGAUAAAUACCUUUCUGUUUCUUGCAGUUCAAGUUGCAUUCUGUCCUGUGUAGAGCAGCAGUGUCUCAGAUGAACUUGUUUCCUGGUUUUGCAUCUUGUGAUAUGUUUUUGUAUUUUUGUUGAAGGUCAAACAUUUGUAUAAAUUGUAAAUAUAUUUAGUUUACUACAGUAAAGGCUUUAGUACCAACAACCAGUCUUCCCCUUUGCCCCCUCCCUGCUUGCCCUGCUUAUUUAAAAUUAAAAACCUUUUGGGGAUAUAAGUACCUUUUUAGAAGCAAAAGCAAACACUAUGUAUAGUUUGAAAAUGGUGUCUUAUUCUUUAUAACUAUUCUUAGAUUCCUUUAUCAUACUUCAAAGUAGUUGAUUUGACAUACUAGGGUAUCAAGUCCAGUAGAUAUUGUCUUGUUCUACAGAAACUUAAAGGCAGUUUUGUACUAAUUAUAGUGUAAAUAUAAAAAUUGAACAUUUCAUAAAGAUGUGCAGUUUAAGUUUAUUCUGAUGUCCCAUGUAUAUGUUUUUUGGCAGAUAGAGUAAAUAUGUGCCUGAUCAUAACUCAUUUGGUCAUUUCUCUAGGAGAGGAGGUGACUUCCCUGUCCUUUUUCCCCCAGCUGAACAGAAUUCAUGUGAGACUGCAUUUCAACUAAGUGCAUCAGAGCCUUUAUUCAUUAUAUGAGGAUGUCUGUGAUUAGAUAAGCUAGAUAAAUUGCAUCCUUCAUGUUUUACAGAGAAGUGGUAGUUAAUGACCAUUUCCUUUUUAAAGUCUUGUCUAUACUUAGAUACUCAGGUAAAUUUAACUAAAUUACCAAAAGUAUGAGUUUUACAGGGGAUUGCUUAAAGAUGAUAAACACUUGCAGGCUUGCAAGUGAAGUGAAUUAACCUAAACUGAGUUAAACUCGCUUCUUAAUUUCUUGUGAAAAUAUUGACAAAGGAAUAUUUUGAUUUUUAACUAAUCCACUCUACAAAUUAAUUAGAAUUAAUUUUCCUGAGUGUCCCAUGUUACGCAGGCCUUUAGGCUCUAUGUAUGUAUUCAUGCUGAGCAAUCUUUCAGUCCUUUCCAUUGUCACAUCGCUGUGUGAUAUCUGUGAAGAGCCAUGAUACGCAGCCAGUUACCAAAGCUAUGCAUCUUCAAGUUUUCUUGGUGUACUCAAGAGCAAUGGAUGAGGAGAGAAUGUGUUCACUUUACUUAACUAUUAUUUUUUCAGUCUAAUGUGUUCUACCACUGUGUAGACAACAAACUUUGCUGUUGCACUGGUGAGAGCCAUACAUUUCCUACAUUCUGUAAUUUGGUUAGAAUUUCUGUUCCUAAUGGAGAGUACAGCUGAACAGAAGGGUAUCUUUAAACAGCUAAUUUAGAUUACACAAACUGUCAGACAGAAGAGCUGCUUUCUCAUUUUGCUAGCAUUUGACAAUGGCCUAUGUCCCUGCUCUUUCAGAGACAUGAAACUAGGAAGAAAAAGUUUGACUGACAGAUGCAUUGAUUGGUUAUGGAAUUUUUCAUCUGGGGGCAAAUUUCUAGUUUCUAGUCUGAAGAGACACAGGUUUUCUUUUCAAUUUACAUGACCAUUCUACUAAAACCAUUUUAUAGCAUUUAGAACUGUAAUAGCCUUAAUGUGUUAACAUUGCAUUGGGAAUGUAAAAUGUUACCCCUUCAGGAUAAUCUGGUCUCCUAGAACAUUUAAAAUUAGCAUUCUAUCAGUA